Messenger RNA from Drepanopeziza brunnea f. sp. 'multigermtubi' MB_m1, 1734 nucleotides. RefSeq lists its product as uncharacterized. Lineage: Eukaryota; Fungi; Ascomycota; Leotiomycetes; Helotiales; Drepanopezizaceae. Gene Ontology annotation, molecular function: transmembrane transporter activity. The record is from RefSeq and is a predicted model, not a curated record. Gene Ontology annotation, biological process: transmembrane transport. Gene Ontology annotation, cellular component: plasma membrane.
AUGAAUACGUCGAGAAGCGGGAAAGCAGGCGACGCUGGCCUGAUUCCAACAACAAGCAUACAAUCUCAUCUUCCUCAUCACGCCUUACCACGAACUGUGUCUGGCAUAGACGAGGCUGAUGCCACGCAGAGAUAUGACCUUGAAGAAGCGGAUAGCAAAAACUCGCUUCGGGAGUCAAGUGCUUCCAGUAUCGAUCCAGAGAAGACCAUCAUCUCAUGGAAGCAGGGAGAUCCAGAGAAUCCAUAUAACUUUUCCACUGCCAGAAAGGUAAGCAUAGUCCUGAUCGGCAUACUCGUUGUCAUAAACAGCACGAUGGGCUCCUCUCUGCCCUCAAACGCCCUCCCAGUCAUCAGUGAACACUUCAACAUCACCUCAUCCUACGCCCAGAUCCUUCCCAUCUCUGUCUACCUACUCGGCUACGUACUUGGGCCCUUACUCUUCGGGCCCCUCUCAGAAUCCUAUGGCCGGCAAGUCAUUUUGAUCUCGACUUUCUCCGGCUUCACCGUCUUCACUAUGGCCUGCGCGCUAGCCCCAGGUUACACUUCUCUGCUCGUCUUCAGACUUUUGACAGGGAUCAAUGCCAGCAGCCCCAUCGCUGUCAUUGGCGGCGUCUUUGCCGAUAUCUACGGAGAUCCGGUGACGAGGGGAAGGGCCAUGGCAAUAUUCAUGGGCGGAACCUGCGUUGGCCCCCUGGUUGCUCCUGCCAUCUCGGGCUUCGUCAGCCCCUCGCUGGGCUGGCGCUGGGUUUUCUGGAUUGGGCUCAUGUUCGCCGGCGCUUCUUGGGCUCCUCUGAUAUUCCUCCCCGAGACGUACGGGCCCAUCCUCCUUGCGCGCCGCGCCGCGCAUCUGCGCUCCUCCACUGGAGACCAGAACAUCUUCGCGCCCAUCGAGCUCGAGCAGAAAGGCUGGAAGCAAAUGGCAACUGUAACCCUGACACGCCCCCUCCGCAUGCUUUUCUUUGAGCUCCUGGUUUUGGCGACAUGUUUAUAUGUGAGCCUGGCGUACUCGAUUUUUUAUAUGUACUUCGAAGCCUAUCAAAUUGUGUUCCAGGGCAUUUACGGGCAAUCACUUGGCGUCUCGGGUCUUAUGUUCCUACCGAUUGGCGUUGGCGCUCUCCUUGCUGUUGGGAUCUUCUUGUGGUGGGACUCUUAUUUGAGACGUGCACAAGUGCUCAAUAAACCCUGGACGUUCAAAGAGGAGUCGAGGAGAUUGCCGCUCGCUUGUCUCGGUGGCCCGCUGUAUGUUAUCAGUCUGUUCUGGCUCGGCUGGACUUCCCGCCCCGAUAUCUCCUUCUACGUCCCGAUGCUCGCUGGGAUCCCAUUCGGCAUGGGCUACGUGCUCAUCUUUAUGGCUCUGCUCAACUACCUCACCGACGCCUACGAGAUCUUCGCCGCCUCGGCCAUGGCGGCCUCUUCCUGCGCCCGCAGCCUCGCGGGCACGGUCCUCCCCUUCGCCACGGCCCCGAUGUAUGCACGGCUCGGCAUUGGCUGGGCGAGCAGCCUGCUCGGCUUCUUGAGUCUGGGCAUGUGUGUCAUCCCGUUCAUCUUUCUGUGGAAGGGGGAUCGGAUCCGAGCGAGGAGCCGAUUCUGCAUUAACCUGAAGGAGAAGAAGGAGAAGGAGAAAGAGUUGGCGGGUGUGGAGCGGGAGCGGGAGCGGGAGCGGGAGAGGGGGAGAAGAGGCAGAAGGAGUAAUGAGCGCAUAGACAGAGAGGAAGGUUAUGGAGAAAAGGUCUAA